UCAUGAAUCAUGAUCAUCCCUCCAAAGUUUAAUGUCAAAAAUCCCCUCCACCCUCCAUUCAAAUCCAACAAUCAGGAUCAUUCCACAACCCUGUACACUACGUACAAACAAAAUUUUCUCUUUUUCUCCUCCACCACCUCCUCCUGCUCCUUCUUCCCUUCCUCUUCGUCUUCUCUUUCAUUAGUCAUUACCCGCCUUACAUGCCACUCACUACACUACAACUACCGUACACCACCAACCACCGUAUCUUUCCUCUCUUUCUCUCUCACUCACGCACAAUAUUUCAAUCAUUUUCUUAUUACUCUUUCUUCUCCGCAAAAACGCGUUCUUGUGUUUCUCAGUAGACUGUUUUUCUGUCUCUUUUUUCUCUUAUUAACGGUUUUUGAGGCAAUGUGAGCUUGUAGAAUCUCAAGAAUGCGUUAAUGUUUCUGUUAUUUUCGAAUGUGUUGUCUCAGGGAAUGAUUUGAAGUUUCUAUUGAUCCGUUCUCAGAGAUUUAGCUUCUGUUUCAAUUUUUCACUGCUAGGGCUUUUGGAUAGGAGACUUUUUACACAUUUUGAUUUUGACUUGUUUGGCUUUUCAAGCUGGUAAUGCGAGCUUCCAAGUUUUUCAAUUGAUUGUUUAAUGGUGUUUUAAUAAUGCCCAGCAUUAGAGCUCCAGCUGCUAAGAGAACCACAACCCUCACGGUUGCUGUCAAGUGCAGACCUUUAAAGGAGAGAGAGCGUGGUCGAGACAUUGUUCGUGUUAAUGACAAUAAGGAGGUGAUUAUUCUGGAUCCUGACCUCUCGAAGGACUACCUCGAUCGCAUACAGAAUCGAACCAAGGAGAAGAAAUAUCGUUUUGAUCACGCCUUUGCUCCUCAUUGUACAAAUUUGGAUGUAUACGAAAGAGGUAUAUCUUCUAUAAUAUCUGGGGUUGUUCAAGGUCUAAAUGCUACCAUCUUUGCCUAUGGUUCAACCGGAAGUGGUAAAACAUAUACAAUGGUUGGGACCCAAGAAGAUCCUGGACUUAUGGUUCUCAGUUUGCAUACAAUAUUUACUCUUAUAGAAAAGGACAAGAACUCUGAUCAAUUUGAAGUCUCUUGUUCCUACCUUGAAGUGUACAAUGAGGUUAUCUAUGAUUUACUUGAGAAAUCAUCAGGUCAUUUGGAACUACGUGAGGAUCCAGAGAAAGGAAUAAUUGUUGUUGGUCUGAGGUGCAUCAAGGUGCAUUCAGCUGAUAAGAUUCUUGAAUUAUUGAACUUGGGAAAUAGUAGACGGAAAACAGAAAGUACAGAGGCUAAUGCAACAUCGUCUCGAUCACAUGCUGUUUUAGAGAUAAUCGUGAAAAGAAAGCAGAGAAACAAGUAUCAAAAUCAGGUCAUGCGAGGCAAACUUGCACUUGUGGAUCUUGCUGGCAGUGAAAGAGCUUCUGAGACAAAUAGUGGAGGACAAAAGCUAAGGGAUGGUGCUAAUAUUAACCGUUCCCUUCUUGCUUUAGCAAACUGCAUUAACGCCUUGGGGAAACAACACAAGAAGGGUCUUGCUUAUGUUCCAUAUCGCAAUAGCAAACUAACACGUAUACUUAAAGAUGGUCUGAGUGGCAAUUCUCAGACUGUCAUGGUUGCUACAAUAUCCCCUGCGGACAAUCAGUAUCAUCAUACCAUAAAUACCUUGAAGUAUGCUGACCGAGCAAAGGAAAUCAAGACACAUAUUCAGAAAAAUAUUGGCACAAUUGAUACCCAUGUGUCAGAUUACCAGAGGAUGAUUGAUGGUCUUCAGAUUGAGGUUUGCCGUUUGAGAAAAGAAUUGGCUGAAAAGGAAUCCCAACUAAGUGUCAAACCUGCUGAAAAAUCUGUAGAUGAUGAGCUUUCUUGGUUGGACAUUUUAAGUCGUGAAACCAGUGAAAAUGUUCAGGAACGUAUAAACUUACAGAAGGCAUUAUUUGAACUUGAGGAGACUAAUCUUCGUAAUCGCUUUGAACUCCAACAUCUUGAUGAUGCAAUAGCAAAACAACAGGCUAUUGAAAAGGAAGGAUCAGUUAUAGAGGCUUUGAUAGCUAGACAAAAAGUCAUCCUUGACAACAUUCGUGACAAUGAUGAGGUUGGCAUCAAUUACCAAAAGGAAAUUGAAGAAAAUGAGAAGCAUAGAUUCCAACUCCAAGAUAUGAUUGAUAAAGCCAUUAGUAAGAAUGGAAAUAAAACCUACUUGCGGAUUCUUAAUCAAUACAGGCUUCUGGGAAUGGCUAACACGGAGCUUCAGUUUGAAAUGGCAAUGAGGGAUCAAAUAAUUCACAACCAACGAGAAGCACAAAGAAAGUUGUGGAACAUGCUCAUGGGAUUAGGACUUGAAGAGAAGCAUUUGUUGGACUUUGCAGCUAAACAUGGAAUAAUAAUUGAAGAUUGGACAAUGAUGCCUCGUCUUGCAAUUUCAGAUAAGUACUCGGUUUCUACUUUUGACAGAUUUGCCCCAAAGGGAUAUAGUCAGUGCUCUGGUCAAUCGAUUUCUAGAUCUUGCAUCUUCCAACACUAUCAAGAUUUUGGUUCAAGUUCAUUUUCCAGGGGUCCUUGGAAUCCAAGUGGUACUUUUUGCAGAGAAGAGCACCAUAGUUCCUAUUACAUGCUGUCUCAUGAUCAAUCACCUCCUGCAUAUCUGAGUCUGAGGAAGAGCACUAAUCAUUGGAUUGGUAGUGCCCCAGAUUCCUGGUUUGGCACACCUGCUAAGCUUCCUCAAAAUUUGCGCAGUUCAUGCCCAGAGUUGAGAACUUGGGCUUCCCCUUGUAGUGAAGGCUCCCCAUCAGCUUCAUCUCCCAGUGCUGAUUUAAGCCGGCAUCGUAAGGUAAUGUGGAACGAUGCUUCAAGGAAACAUCUCUAUGAGACUCGUAAUGCUGGAGUAAGUGAUAGCCAAACAAUGAUGGGUAAUGGCCGAACAGCCCUUGGUUUCUCAGCACAGCUCUCAGAGCUGCACAGCACAAGCCAUAUUUUUCAGCACACUGAAACCCCUAGUGGCCCAAAUAUAUUACGUGUUCCUUCAUUUGCUACUCCAGAGAAAAAUCUCUUUUGUAAACCCUAGUUCAGACCCCAGAAUCCACCCCUUAAAUUUUGUGUAGAUGUCAUGUCUUGUAUUUUUGGCAGGUAUGCUUCUUUUUUUUUUUUUUUUUGCCUAUCACCAGUUGUACAUAUCAAGUGUAGCAUAGUAAUAUUGUGAGCGUAGGGCAGGCAGCAGUUGAUUCUUUUGUUCCUCCAUUCAGAGGAAGGAGAUGGAGAUUUAGUCUGUAAUUAGUUGGAGAGCAGCAAGUUGAAUGCAGUUUGUCUUGUUUGUAAUGCAAGUAUAUGCUCUUACCAUUA
Manihot esculenta (cassava) is the source of this 3323-nucleotide messenger RNA. RefSeq names its product kinesin-like protein KIN-8B. Bases 637 to 3048 code for a protein of 803 amino acids. Gene Ontology annotation, biological process: microtubule-based movement. Gene Ontology annotation, molecular function: microtubule motor activity; ATP binding; microtubule binding. The record is from RefSeq and is a predicted model, not a curated record. Lineage: Eukaryota; Viridiplantae; Streptophyta; Magnoliopsida; Malpighiales; Euphorbiaceae. The transcript has 15 exons.